Dama dama (fallow deer) is the source of this 2644-nucleotide messenger RNA. It is a transcript of the gene VSX2, whose product is annotated as visual system homeobox 2. Gene Ontology annotation, biological process: regulation of transcription by RNA polymerase II. The record is from RefSeq and is a predicted model, not a curated record. Gene Ontology annotation, molecular function: sequence-specific double-stranded DNA binding; DNA-binding transcription factor activity, RNA polymerase II-specific. Gene Ontology annotation, cellular component: nucleus. NCBI's taxonomy places the organism in Eukaryota, Metazoa, Chordata, Mammalia, Artiodactyla, Cervidae. Bases 1 to 1086 code for a protein of 361 amino acids. The transcript has 5 exons.
AUGACCGGGAAAGCGGGGGAAGCGCUGAGCAAGCCCAAAGCCGAGACAGUGGCCAAGAGUACCUCGGGGGGCGCCCCGGCCAGGUGCACCGGGUUUGGCAUUCAGGAGAUCCUGGGCUUGAACAAGGAGCCCCCCAGCUCCCACCCGCGUGCUACCCUCGACGGUCUGGCCCCAGGGCACUUGCUGGCUGCCCGUUCGGUGCUCAGUCCCGCAGGAGUGGGCGGCAUGGGGCUACUGGGGCCCGGGGGGCUCCCCGGCUUCUACGCACAGCCCACCUUCCUGGAAGUGCUGUCCGACCCGCAGAGCGUCCACUUACAGCCGCUGGGCAGAGCGUCGGGGCCGCUGGACACCAGCCAGACGGCCAGCUCGGAUUCUGAAGAUGUUUCCUCCAGCGACCGAAAAAUGUCCAAAUCGGCUUUGAACCAGACCAAGAAACGGAAGAAGCGGCGACACAGGACAAUCUUUACCUCCUACCAGCUAGAGGAGCUGGAGAAGGCAUUCAAUGAGGCCCACUACCCUGACGUCUAUGCCCGGGAGAUGCUGGCGAUGAAAACGGAGCUGCCUGAAGACAGGAUACAGGUCUGGUUCCAGAACCGCAGAGCCAAGUGGAGGAAGCGGGAAAAGUGCUGGGGCCGAAGCAGCGUCAUGGCCGAGUAUGGACUUUAUGGGGCCAUGGUGCGCCACUCCAUUCCCCUGCCAGAGUCCAUCCUCAAGUCCGCCAAGGACGGCAUCAUGGACUCCUGCGCCCCGUGGCUGCUGGGGAUGCACAAAAAGUCGCUGGAGGCGGCAGCCGAGUCAGGGAGGAAGCCCGAGGCGGAGCGCCAGGCGCUGCCCAAGCUCGACAAGACGGAGCCGGAGGAGCGGGGUUCCGAGCCCCCCGCUGCCAUGUCCCAGGAGGAACUGAGGGAGAACAGCAUCGCCGCGCUCCGCGCCAGAGCGCAGCAGCACAGCACCAAGGUGCUGGGGACUGUGUCCGGCCCCGACGGCCUGGCCCGCAGCGCCGAGGAGCCCGAGCGAGAGGAGGCCGCGGACCAAGACAGGCCGGCAGAGAGGCUGAGUCCCGCGCGGCUCGAGGACGUGGCUUAGGCCAGGGUGCGCGCAGACGCCAGAGCCCCAGGACUCUGCUCUCCUCGCGGGCCUGUGGUGUUGGGAGGUGCUCUCCCAGGCGAGGCCCCGGCCCCGCAGGCCCUCCGUGGCACCCCCCCUCCGCCUCGGGUGACUCCAGCUCGUUUGUGGUUGAGGCUUUGGGCCAUGCUGAGACACCCUUACCUAGUCCUGACCUGUCCAGCACCUUCCUCAUCCUCACAGCCCUGCCUCAGAAGCCUUCCUGCUGCCCCAGCCCACCCCCUCAGGCUACGUUCACUCAAUUCUUCCGCUCCUCUCACUGUCUGAAUCCCCCUCUGGUCUCUUGCUCCAAAGCGCCCUCCUUCCCAGCUCUAUACCCACCGGUGGAUUCUGUUCUGCCCAGACCCAAAGCCCUCAGCUGCAAACACUGCCACCGCGGCCCCAGGGAUGAAGAACCUGCUCUCCACGCUGGUGUCUUUGAGGGCCCCAGCCCCCCAGCAGAACUCUGCUCCCCCUUCGGCAGUGUGGGUGUCCUGUCCUGCCAGGCCCCCCGGCACAAUCUCUGCCUGCCCCCAACACUGGGGCCCAGAUUCCAGAUUAUACUUGGAAAGCCUUGGCCUUGGGCCCCUCGGCCAGCCUUCAUGUCAUGCCCUUCAUGGUCAGCAUCAGGAACCCGCCUUCCACACCCAGCCUGUCCCACUGUUCCUCCCGGCAAAGAUGCCCGGGUCGCAGGGGGGCGGUGUACAGUACCUGCAGUGAGGCCAGGGUGGGCCCUGCAGCCAGGGGGCACCUCUCACAGAUGCUCUAGCUACUGCCCCUUUAGGAAGCCAAAUCCUCCAGCUGGGACCCUUGGGUAUGCGUUCUGGAACAUCCUGACCUCUGAUACCCUGCCUAUGACCCUGACUUGCUGUGCAAGGCAUCCUUCCCUUAGAGCUUCUUGCAAAUUACUGGCUUGCUUGUGCCCUGCCUUGGAUCCCCCCCAAUCCAGCUGUAAAAUGAACACACAGGAAACCACAGAUCUUGACUCAACUUGAUACAGGUCAUUCCUGGAGUGGGCCUGGGGCUAUAAAUAGGCAUCAUGAAUUGAUGACAAGAAGGGUGUGAGAAAAGGCUGAAAGGAGAGAGAGGGAGGAGCCAGUGUUAGUUAGCCCAAACUAUUGGCACACACACUUUCAGGCCAGGUGUGAGUGUGGAGCGUGUUCUCUAGAGUCAGGCCAUGAUGGUGUUGGAAGAGGGGACGGGGGUUUCUUCCUGUCUGCUGAUGGGAGGACUCGUCCAUACUGAUGGCGUCUUUGCACCCCCAGGCCAGACACAUGUCCCUCUCACUCCCAUGGAUUUUUCUCUAUCAUCCCACCCACCUUUGCCAGGAAUCCCUUGCAAGAGAGAGGCCUGAGACAGUGAGUUGGGAUUUUAAUUCCAUGUCAGAAGUUGAUUUCUUAUUCAUUCCGUUCAUGGACCUUUCCCCCAGUUCUUCCUGUCUUUGUCUCCCUUUGGUUUGAAGAGUUAGAUGGUAGCCCCUGGUGUGUAAAUAAUGUACAUAGAAUCAGAAGAAAGAAACUUGAUAUUGAAGUGUUUGGAA